This is a messenger RNA of Arvicanthis niloticus (Nile rat), 1843 nucleotides long. It is a transcript of the gene Cars2, whose product is annotated as cysteinyl-tRNA synthetase 2, mitochondrial. Lineage: Eukaryota; Metazoa; Chordata; Mammalia; Rodentia; Muridae. Gene Ontology annotation, molecular function: cysteine-tRNA ligase activity; ATP binding. Gene Ontology annotation, cellular component: cytoplasm. The record is from RefSeq and is a predicted model, not a curated record. Gene Ontology annotation, biological process: cysteinyl-tRNA aminoacylation.
AGGGCGUGGCUUCUGGUUCGCGGGCGGGGCCUGGCCUGCAGAAUUUUUGCCUUCCGCCUGUUCGCUGGAUCUGUCCCCAAUAUGCUGUGGGCGCGCCGGCCUGGGCCGGGCACUCCGCUGCUCCGGGCCGCGCUGGGUCUCGGGCGGCGCGGGCGGUCUUGGCAACGACCGGAAGGCCAGGACACCGGCGUGCAGGUGCAUAACAGCCUCACAGGCAAGAAGGAGCCGCUGAUCGUGGCCCGCUCGGACGCCGUCUCCUGGUAUAGCUGUGGACCGACUGUGUACGACCAUGCACACCUAGGCCAUGCUUGCUCCUAUGUUAGAUUUGACAUUAUCCGAAGGAUCCUGACCAGAGUGUUUGGGUGCAAUGUGGUCAUGGCAAUGAGCAUUACCGACGUGGAUGAUAAAAUAAUCAAGAGAGCUAACGAGAUGAACGUGUCACCCGCUUCUCUUGCCAGCCUUUUUGAGGAAGAAUUUAAACAAGACAUGGCAGCCCUGAAGGUUCUGCCGCCAACAGUAUACUUGAGAGUCACUGAGAACAUCCCUCAGAUCGUUUCUUUCAUCGAAGGCAUCAUUGCUCACGGCCAUGCUUACUCGACAGCCACAGGCAAUGUCUACUUCGAUCUGCGCGCCCGAGGGGACAAGUAUGGCAAGCUGAUCAACACAGUUCCCAGUGCAACUACGGAGCCAGUUGACUCUGACAAGCGACACAGCAGUGACUUUGCCCUGUGGAAGGCAGCCAAACCUCAGGAGGUGUUCUGGGCCUCGCCGUGGGGAGACGGACGACCAGGUUGGCACAUCGAGUGCUCUGCCAUGGCCAGCGAGGUGUUUGGAAGCCACCUGGACAUCCACACUGGUGGCAUAGACUUGGCUUUCCCACAUCAUGAAAAUGAGAUCGCGCAGAGCGAAGUCUUCCACCAGUGUCCGCAGUGGGGAAAUUACUUCCUACAUUCUGGUCAUUUGCAUGUGAAAGGCAAAGAAGAAAAGAUGUCUAAAUCCCUAAGAAACUACAUCACCAUUAAGGACUUCCUGCAGACCUUCUCCUCUGAUGUCUUCCGGCUUUUCUGCUUGCACACCAAUUAUAGGUCAGCCAUUGAGUACAGUGACAGUACCCUGGUAGAAGCCAGGCACCUCCUGCUGGGGCUAACCUCUUUUGUGGAGGAUGCUCGAGCCUAUGUAAAGGGGCAGCUGACCUGUGGCUCCGUUGAGGAGGAUGUGCUGUGGGAGAGGCUGGCGAGCACCAAGAAGGCCGUGAAGGCUGCUCUAGCCAAUGACUUUGACACACCGAGGGCGGUGAACACCAUCCUGGACCUUGUGCACCAUGCAAAUAGACAGCUCAGGGCAGUCUCGAAGGAAGCUGGUGGCCCAAGAAGUCCCACUGUGUUUGGGGCCAUCAUUUCCUACGUUGAGGAGUUUUUUGAGACCGUUGGGAUUUCUCUGGCAAAUCGACAGUGUGUUUCAGGGGACAGCAGCACAGUAACCCUGCACUGUGUGGUAGAUGAACUAGUGCGAUUCAGGUUGAAGGUCCGCCAGUACGCGCUGGCCACACCUGGGGCUACUGGGGAGGCCCGGAAACAGCAGCUCCAGGAGAGGCAGCCCUUGCUGGAGGCAUGUGACGCACUCCGCCAGGACCUCGUCACCCAUGGCAUCAAUGUUAAGGACAGAGGCAGUGCAGCCUCCACCUGGGAACUGCUGGAUCCAAGGACGAAACACCAGAAACCUGGGAACUGAGGAUGAGGCAGCUGCAUCCGCGUGCCUCCACGCCAGGCAUCUGCUUUUUUUUGUGAUGAAAACUUUAUAUUAAAGUUGCCAAAUUGUGGCUAUUAAGCCAACUGUGAAGUGA